UGUCUGUACCGAUUCAUUGUCAUUCAUUUCUCCCUCUUGCCCCUUGAGUCUCCACAGGACGCGUCCCUCUAGCAACAGGCUAUGUGAGGUUGCCAUCUAUCCGCAUUGAUAUGGAGACCGAUAUCUACCCUCCCAAGCCCCGCUUAUCCCACCUCAAGCGCAGCGCACGGGCCCUGCUCCAUGACAAAACGGCUCCCAGAUCUUGUCCCACACAGUCGAGCACGACUUGGGGCCUACACAGUACUCAACUUCACCUCACGCCCAUCUCACCUGGACCUGCCCCUUAUUGCCUUCCUCCCGCAGGGGCCGUCGUAGGUCAUCAUCGGCCGCGCUCACUUUCCUACCUGUUCCUCACGUCCCGGCCGUCACUUCACCCCAACCCCAGGACUGCACCUCCUCCCCACAUCAACAGGGCUUGCUUGCCCUGUCCCAAUGGUUCUCUGUGUGUGUCGCUGACACCAUGAGUCGACCCGAUCCUGCAGGGGUCCGCCGCAACCCUCGCCGGUUGACCACGCGGCCACCCAGUCGCCCGAGAAACCCGACCGGCCGUGUAACGCGGAGCGCCACGAGGCUGCCCUCUCCAUCAAGCGGCUCCAGUGAACUCGACCAUGAUUCAUCAGACACCGACGCACCUGCCCCUCGGCCCAGUCGUCCUCCGGGGGCCCAGACCCGCCAGUCCGCACGUCUGCAGACCAUCGCUCACCAAUCCUCCGGGACACGCGGCCCCCAGCCCACCCGGGCCCACGCCCCGGCAAGCUCCCGCCCGCGCCGCCCUCGGUCCAACCCGCCGUCACGGACGCCUCCCCGGCCUGCAAGGAUCACGGACCCUCGGUCCAGGGCAUCCGGCUCCAGAAAGAAACACGCCGUUUCCCCUUCUGCCACCAGCCUGCCGGAGUGGCCCUCCUCCACGGUGCGUCCGCCCUGGCAGCACCUGGAGUGGACCCUCCUCGUCCAGAUAUUCGAGUAUGCUUCUUCAUCACUGGAAUUCAAAGAGGGCGCUCGCUGGCUUCUCUCAGCCGGCCUCACUUGCAAGCUCUUCCUGGACCCUGCCCUCAAGGCCUUGUACAGGCGCCCCAUGCCCAUCCUGUCCAUGAACAUGGCCACCAAGUUUGCCGCGCUUAUGCACAACCUCUCUGUGAAUCAAGCCGCCGCCAGAGAACGCAACGAUCACAGGCGCACCAUGGUGGAGUCUCUCGUGGUCAGCGUCACCUCUCUUUCCGCAUCCCGGCCCUUCGACCUGGCCGAGCUGGUCCUGGUCCUGCCUGGCCUGUCUCACCUGGAGCUCUAUCACGAGUUUGAUUUGCCGCCUUAUCGGCAGCUCGACCUCAAAACUAGGAGGUGGACGUAUUCCCAGGCCCUGGUCCAUGCGCUGAAGUCGGCCGGUGAAUCGGACGCUCGCAUGAGGCUCAAGUCGUGGAGGUGGAGCGAGAGGAUGAUGGACCGCGACGUGGUCUCCCCCAAGCAGAUGAGGGCCAUCCACCAGUGGUCGACCUUCUCGCAGCUGCGCGACAUCACUCUGGUCAACUUUCAGGUCCCGUCCUUGAAGGAGAACAAGGACCCCAACGACCCCGAGGUGUUUGAGGCCGACAAGAACUUCAUCAGCUGCAUCUCCGAAUCCCUGGAGCCCCUUGGGAGUCUGAAGCACUUGAAAAUGGAGUCGUCGACAGUCGUCGAUGGCCAGUUCCUCUCCCUGCUGCCCAAAACGAUUGAACAUCUCGAGAUCGUCAACUGCUGGGAACUGACGGCCGAGAUGCUGGUCGAGUACCUCCUGACGCAUGGUCGCAGUCUCCGCAGGCUGACGCUGCAUCACAACCAGUCCCUGAGCCUGGCCUUCUUACCAACCCUGGGCGUUUCCUGUCCGCAGCUGCGCGAACUCAGCAUGAACCUGACCUUUUACGCACACCACGAGUACUACAACGAUUCGGACCCCUUCUACGAAACGUUGCUCACCGUCACCGAUGUCCCAGUCUGGCCUGAUAGGAUCGAGAUUAUCGACUUGGAGCAGCUUGCCAAAUGGGAUGCGGCCACGGCGGAGAUGUUCUUCCAGAGCUUCGUUGACCAGGCGCCAAACAUGCCAAGACUGAGACACCUGGCCGUCAAGGCCAUGCUGGAUGUGCCGUGGCGCCAAAGGUGCGAAUUUCGUGACAGGUGGGUAAGUAGACUGAGGAAGGUUUUCCUGCGGAGGCAGACCAAGCCUCGACCGUAUCAUUCCUUGAUCCAAUGGCCGACGCUCAGGGGAGGGCCUGGCAUCCAAGAGGGGAACACAGACGUGGGAGGCGAGACGGACGACACACCCAUCCGGCGCAGCUCUCGCAUUGCCACUCACAUCGCCACCCCUGCCCCAGUUCCUCCGGAGAACACGGUGGACAACAAGCGCAGCAAGAGAAAGCGAAGUGCUGGCUCAGCGCGAGACCUCAGGAGGCCGAAGAGAGUCGCUAUCUCGUACAGGGACCCUGACACGGAUGAGGACCUUGACCUGCUCGAUCCUGAGGAGAGCGAGGAAGAGGAGGCCGAGGACCCCUCACUUCCAUCGAGUCCCCCGGAGUCACCGGCGUCCCCAGACGACGACUUGCCGUUCGUGCAUGGCCUGUGUGACGUGGUCAACAUUCGCUUCGAUAACCAGAAGCCGCGAGAAUUCCAACUUGGCAUGGAGGACUUCCUCGACGAGCAGGAACAUGAGUCGGAUGACGAAGAAUGGACGUCGGACCGCGACAGAGACGACGAUUCGGAUGUGUACGCUUGGUGAAGCUGCCCAUGGCGGAACAGCAAGGCCUCGUGGGCGAGCCGGAUUAGAGGGGCUCGGCGAGUGGACAAGGCGUUUGUUGACGGAUACCCUAGACAGAAAAGACGUGAAGUCACUGCAUCUUGCUAGACGUUGCUUUUGGUUUUGUUUUGGCAUGGCCCCUGGAACGGCGUUUGGGGAUUCUCCAAGAGGAAGGACUGGCUGGUAGGGUUGGAUUUGUUGGCGUUUUAAGCUCUGGACUCGCUCACGGUUGGAAUGUCUCGCGCGGCGCGCGCAUUGUUAGAUAGCUCCGAACCUGGAUUGCCCGUCCAGAUGGUGUAGAUAACCGUUCAGAAGGACAGCUGCGGAUGCGACGACGUCGUGUUGGGUGUCCAACUUCUUUCUACCUUGUGCUAAUUUUGGGUCCACCCAGCUCGCCCCCUUUCCUGCAUUUGUUGCUGCAUGCAUCUAUUAAACGUACAUGUAUGUAUGUGUAUCUCGGGUUUGAGGCAGCAGGUCAAAAGUUGUCCUGAAUGCGAACCUGCAGCAGUGGAUUUCCUCGGGUUGAUGCGAGAUUUCGGUCGGACUGCCAAUCAGUGUGCCGCUGUAAUGUGAACGCUUGGGUCCAGCCAGGUGCACCCUGCAGUGCAUUCAACCCGCUCUCGAGCUGAGCUGAGCUGUGCAGCGGCAGGUCAGGUUGGGCCUCGCUGCCUCCUCCAGGUGGCCAGGUAGGGGCCAGGUAGGUAGCUGUCCUCCCGCACAUUGUACCGGCAUCCUGCCUGCCUGCAAC
This is a messenger RNA of Diaporthe batatas, 3512 nucleotides long. RefSeq lists its product as uncharacterized. The record is from RefSeq and is a predicted model, not a curated record. NCBI's taxonomy places the organism in Eukaryota, Fungi, Ascomycota, Sordariomycetes, Diaporthales, Diaporthaceae. The transcript has a single exon. The coding region runs from base 461 to 2746 and encodes 761 amino acids.